This is a messenger RNA of Knipowitschia caucasica, 879 nucleotides long. The record is from the annotation of a GenBank genome assembly. Lineage: Eukaryota; Metazoa; Chordata; Actinopteri; Gobiiformes; Gobiidae.
AUGACUUCUCUCUCGCAGCGGCCCUCGGGCCUGGUCCAGCGGAGGACCGAGGCCAUUCGCAGCGCUGCGGCCGAGAAAGACAAGGAGUCCGACGGGGAGGAGGAGGAGGCCCGUCUCGGCGACGAAGAAGAGGACAAGGGGGACUCCAAAGAGACCCGCCUCACCCUGAUGGAGGAGGUGCUGCUGCUGGGCCUCAAGGACCGAGAGGGCUACACGUCCUUCUGGAACGACUGUAUUUCUUCCGGGCUCAGGGGCUGUAUGCUGGUGGAGCUGGCCCUAAGAGGCAGGCUGCAGCUGGAGGCCUGUGGGGUGAGGAGGAAAAGCCUUCUCUCCAGAAAGGUCAUCUUCAAAUCAGACGCACCAACCGGAGACGUGCUUCUCGACGAGGCUUUGAAGCACAUAAAGGACACUCAGCCUCCAGAGAGCGUGCAGAGCUGGAUAGAGUUGCUCAGCGGAGAGACCUGGAAUCCUCUUAAGCUGCACUAUCAGCUUCGAAACGUGAGAGAACGUCUAGCAAAGAACCUUGUCGAGAAGGGCGUCUUAACCACAGAGAAACAGAAUUUUCUUCUUUUCGACAUGACGACACACCCUUUGACCAACAGUACAAUUAAACAGCGCCUCGUGAAGAAAGUCCAAGAUUCGGUGUUGGAGAAGUGGGUGAACGACCCGCAUCGGAUGGACAAGCGCGUCCUGGCCCUGAUCCUCCUCGCCCACUCCUCCGACGUCCUGGAGAACGCCUUCGCCCCCCUCCAAGACGACCAGUACGACCUGGCCAUGAAGAGAGUCCACUCGCUCCUGGAGCUGGAGCCGGAGAAGGAAAGCACCAAGCCCAAUGCCAACGAACUCAUGUGGGCCGUGGUGGCUGCGUUCACUAAAUGA